Messenger RNA from Hevea brasiliensis (rubber tree), 2244 nucleotides. RefSeq names its product cysteine-rich receptor-like protein kinase 44. Bases 106 to 2085 code for a protein of 659 amino acids. Lineage: Eukaryota; Viridiplantae; Streptophyta; Magnoliopsida; Malpighiales; Euphorbiaceae. Gene Ontology annotation, molecular function: ATP binding; protein kinase activity. The transcript has 7 exons. Gene Ontology annotation, biological process: protein phosphorylation. The record is from RefSeq and is a predicted model, not a curated record.
AUGGGUGUUGCCAUGGGAAAGUAAUAAGCCUUUCAAGGAAACCAUAAGAGGAAGCUUUGUUUCUUUUCCAAAAUUCAACUGCCAGUUCUUCUUCACUAUCAUGCAAUGGAUUCUAUAAACUUCAUUGCCCUUAUUCUUUACAUUCUUAUAUUAUUCAUCACUCUUGCCAGUGCUCAGCAGCUGUUUUGCUACGAAACAGGAAACUUCACAACCAACAGCACCUAUGCCCAGAAUCGUGGCCGCCUCCUCUCUGCUCUUGCUUCAAAUAUCACAGAAAAUAUUAGUUUCUACACUACCUCAGUUGGCCAAGGCAGCGAUACUGUAUACGGUCUUGUGCUUUGCAGGGUAGACUCUUCUUCAGAAGCUUGUUCCAACUGUGUCAAUUAUGGGAUUCAAAAUCUCAUAUCAAACUGUCCUAACCAGAAAGAAGCAAUUUCAUGGGGAGGGGGCACUGAUGUUCCUCCCUGUAUUAUUCGGUAUGCUAAUCGCUAUAUUGUUGGAAGAUUGGAGCUAGAUCCUUCCAAUUCUGGAUACAACGUCGACAACCUGCCAUCGAAUAUUGGACAGUUUGAUGAAAUCUGGAGCAGUUUGAUGGAACGAGUUGGAACAAAAGCUUCCAUGGGCUCAUCAAAGAUAAAGUUCGCAACUGGAGAAGCCAAUUACACAACACUUCAAACCAUAUAUGUAAUGAUGCAGUGUACACCUGAUCUCUCCCAGAGUUAUUGUAGUUAUUGCCUGCAGCAAGCUGUGGGUGACUAUAGAGCUUGUUGCCUUGGAAAGAGAGGAGGUUAUGUUCUCAAACCAAGCUGCUGGUUCCGGUGGGAUCUAUACCCCUUCUACGAAUCCACUGCUGCUGAUGCUCCACAGGCAUCUCUUCCACCUCCACCGACAACAACAGUUGCAAAAGGUAAAAGAGGUAUUCAGUCUGGUACUGUCGUGAUUACCGUUGUUCCUGCGGUCAGCUUUCUGUUGCUUGUUACAUUCAUGUACAUCCUUUUCAGGAGAAGGAAACCAAGGCAGCGGAGGGAAAAUGUUUGUGAGGGAAAUGAUGAAAGUACUGCUGAAUCCUUGCAAUUCGACAUUGAGGCUAUAAGGGUAGCAACAAAUAAUUUCUCUGGUGAUAAUAAGCUUGGAGAAGGUGGAUUUGGCACUGUUUAUAAGGGUAGACUUCCUGAUGGACCAGCUAUCGCUGUGAAGAGGUGGUCAAGAAAUUCUUCACAAGGAGAAGUUGAAUUUAAAAAUGAGGUCCUAUUAGUGGCCAUGCUUCAACACAGGAACUUGGUUAGGCUCCUAGGUUUCUGCUUGCAGGAAAGAGAAAAGCUUCUCAUCUAUGAGUUUGUUCCCAAUUUAAGCCUUGACCAUUACAUAUUUGAUUCAAUUAGGCGAUUGCUACUGGAUUGGAACAAGAGAUAUAAAAUCAUAGAAGGCAUAGCUCGAGGAAUUCUUUACCUUCAUCAAGAUUCUCGAACACGGAUUAUUCAUCGUGAUCUCAAAGCUAGUAAUAUUCUAUUAGAUGAACAAAUGAAUCCUAAAAUUUCUGAUUUUGGAAUAGCAAGAUUGCUUCCAUUGGAUCAAUCUCAAGAUGCUACACGUAGAAUUAUGGGGACCUAUGGGUAUAUGCCUCCAGAGUAUGCAAUGCAUGGGCGAUUCUCUAUGAAAUCUGAUGUAUUUAGCUUUGGUGUGCUUGUUUUGGAAAUAAUGAGCGGUCAAAAGGUUAGCUGUUUCAGAAAUGGAGAAGUGGAUGAAAACCUCUUUACCUAUGCGUGGAGAAGUUGGAAUGAAGGAACGCCAUUAAAUCUGAUAGAUGCUAUUCCAUUAAGUGUUGGCUCAAGAAAUGAAAUGAUAAGAUGUAUCCAUGUUGGGUUACUAUGUGUUCAAGAAGAUGUGACAAGGAGACCUGCUAUGGAUUCGGUUAUUCUCAUGCUUAGCAGUCACUCUGUCUCCCUCCCACUACCCUCAAGACCUGCAUAUUUUAUGCACAGUAUCGUUGAGGAAGAGCCACAAGCAUCACCACCUAAUCCAGAAAUGAAUGCGGUAGAUAAAUCAAGAAACGAGGUUUCACUUAGCGAACAAGUUCCCCGAUGAUACUUGAAGAUGAUAAAGAUCGUAACAUAUAAUCAUGUUUUGAUUUUUAAUUUCAUCAUAACACUGAAUUUUUGGUGAAUUUCAGCAUUUUUCUGUCCUUGGCUUGAAACUGAUUUAUGUAUAUACAAUCAUUAUAAUCAUUAAUUAUAAUAAUAUGAA